AUGCCUUCAAACAUUGAAAUAAAAGCCAAAAUCGAUGACUUACAACCUUUCAAACAGAAAGCAGGUGUUCUAAGCGGUUCGGAAGCUACAGUACUGGCUCAGGAGGAUACUUUUUUUAAUACACCAAACGGCAGAUUGAAACUACGACAGAUAGGAAACGAGAAGAACUCUGAACUGAUUUUUUAUAAUAGACCAGAUCAAAAAGGACCUAAAUUUUCAGAGUAUCAUAUUACUCUCGUAAAUGAUCCUGAAAAUUUGAAGGUCACACUAGGAAAAGCGUAUGGAAUAAAGGGCGUAGUAAAGAAAACAAGAUAUCUGUAUAUAGUUGGUCAAACAAGAAUACAUAUUGAUGAUGUCGAUAAGUUAGGUAGCUUUAUGGAGUUGGAGGUGGUAAUGAAACCAGAUCAAGAUAUCAUGGAAGGUGAAAAGAUUGCCGAAGAUUUAAUGCAGAAACUUGAUAUAACAGAAAAAUCUUUAAUAACCGGUGCUUAUAUGGACCUUUUAUUAAAAUAA
This is a messenger RNA of Lottia gigantea (owl limpet), 513 nucleotides long. RefSeq lists its product as hypothetical. The record is from RefSeq and is a predicted model, not a curated record. Lineage: Eukaryota; Metazoa; Mollusca; Gastropoda; Lottiidae. The transcript has 3 exons. The coding region runs from base 1 to 513 and encodes 170 amino acids.